This is a messenger RNA of Ipomoea nil (Japanese morning glory), 4209 nucleotides long. RefSeq names its product splicing factor 3B subunit 1. Gene Ontology annotation, molecular function: mRNA binding. Gene Ontology annotation, biological process: spliceosomal complex assembly. NCBI's taxonomy places the organism in Eukaryota, Viridiplantae, Streptophyta, Magnoliopsida, Solanales, Convolvulaceae. The transcript is spliced from 3 exons. Bases 143 to 3931 code for a protein of 1262 amino acids. The record is from RefSeq and is a predicted model, not a curated record. Gene Ontology annotation, cellular component: U2-type prespliceosome; U12-type spliceosomal complex; U2 snRNP.
UGCUGAACGCUGAUUUCGUAGCCAUUUGCUUCCGCUAAGCUCUACUCUCCAACUGCUUGAAUAGCAACCGAUCGCUGCCAUCAGGUCCCUGAUUUUGGGAUUUGCUUUGCAGCUUCAGCGGAAGGUUAUCUAGGGAUUCAAAAUGGAUGAUGAGAUACAGAAGACACAGGAGGAGAGGAAGAAGAUGGAGCAGCAGCUUGCUUCUCUUUCUGCUGUGACUUUUGAUACUGAUCUAUACAGCACUGACCGGUUUGAGGGUUAUGAAAAGUCUAUACCUGUGAAUGAUGAGGAAGAUGCUUUUGAGAAUGCCGAGAAUGAGAUUGCUAGGAAGAUGGCAUCGUUCACUGCCCCAAAACAAUUCUUCAAGGAGGCUCCAAGGGGUGGAGACGAUGAUGAAAACCUGGGGUUUAAUAAACCGAGUAAGAUUAUUGAUAGGGAGGAUGAUUAUCGGAGGAGGAGGUUGAACCGCGUUAUUUCUCCUGAGAGGAAUGACCCUUUUUUGGAUAAGACCCCUGGUCCGGAUGUGAGGACGUAUGCGGAUGUGAUGAGGGAGGAGGCUCUUAAGAGACAAAAGGAAGAUUUGAUGAAAGAAAUUGCAAAGAAGAAAAAGGAAGAAGAGGCAAGGGCUGCAGAGAAAGAAACGGAAGCUGAAAAGCCUGCCCAGAAGAGGAGGAAUAGGUGGGACCAGUCUCAGGAUGAGAAUAGUGCGAAAGAGAAGAAGGCCAAAACAGGUUCUGACUGGGAUCUUCCAGACUCAACUCCUGGGAUUGGAAGGUGGGAUGCAACUCCCACACCUGGAAGGGUUGGUGAUGCUACUCCUUCAGUGAGGAAAAAUAGGUGGGAUGAAACCCCCACUCCUGGGCGGUUGGCUGAUUCAGAUGCUACCCCAUCUGCUGGUGGUGUUACUCCUGGUGCAACCCCUGCUGGAAUGACAUGGGAUGCUACACCAAAAAAUUUGGGUCUUGCUACUCCUACACCCAAAAGACAGAGAUCAAGGUGGGAUGAGACUCCAGCAACUAUGGGAAGUGCAACACCAAUGUCCGGUGCUACCCCAGCUGCAGCUUAUACACCAGGUGUAACUCCUGUUGGUGGAAGUGAACUUGCUACUCCUACCCCUGGUGCCAUUAAUCUUCGUGGCCCACUUACACCAGAGCAAUAUAACCUAAUGAGGUGGGAGAAGGACAUUGAAGAAAGAAAUCGCCCUUUGACUGAUGAAGAGCUUGACGCAAUGUUUCCUCAAGAAGGUUAUAAGAUAUUGGAACCUCCAGCUUCCUAUGUUCCUAUCAGAACACCUGCUAGGAAGCUUCUUGCCACCCCAACUCCAAUUGGGACUCCUCUUUAUAACAUUCCUGAGGAAAAUAGGGGUCAACAGUUUGAUGUACCGAAAGAAAUGCCAGGUGGCUUGCCACUUAUGAAACCUGAGGAUUACCAAUACUUUGGUGCCUUACUGAAUGAGGAAAAUGAAGAGGAGUUGUCUCCUGAUGAGCAGAAGGAACGUAAGAUUAUGAAACUUCUGCUCAAGGUUAAGAAUGGGACACCCCCUCAGAGGAAAACAGCUUUGAGACAGCUGACUGAUAAGGCCAGAGAGUUUGGUGCUGGUCCACUCUUCAAUCGCAUUCUGCCAUUGCUCAUGCAACCAACCUUGGAAGACCAAGAGAGACACUUACUUGUGAAGGUUAUUGAUAGGGUACUUUACAAGUUGGAUGAGUUGGUUCGUCCAUAUGUACACAAGAUUCUUGUGGUGAUUGAGCCUCUACUGAUUGAUGAAGAUUACUAUGCUCGUGUUGAAGGAAGGGAGAUUAUCUCUAACCUUAGCAAGGCAGCUGGUUUGGCAACUAUGAUUGCUGCCAUGCGUCCAGAUAUUGAUAACAUUGAUGAAUAUGUCAGGAAUACCACUGCUAGAGCAUUCAGUGUUGUUGCCUCUGCACUUGGUAUUCCCGCCUUGCUACCAUUUCUGAAAGCAGUCUGUCAGAGUAAGAAAUCUUGGCAGGCUCGUCACACAGGUAUUAAGAUUGUUCAACAGAUUGCUAUUCUAAUUGGCUGUGCUGUUCUUCCACACUUGAGAUCUUUGGUGGAAAUUAUAGAACAUGGAUUAAAUGAUGAGAACCAGAAGGUCCGAACCAUUACAGCUCUUUCUCUGGCUGCACUUGCUGAGGCUGCUGCACCAUAUGGUAUUGAGAGUUUUGAUUCAGUUUUGAAGCCCUUGUGGAAGGGUAUUAGAUCGCAUCGUGGAAAGGUUUUGGCUGCAUUCUUGAAGGCUAUUGGUUUUAUCAUUCCUCUUAUGGAUGCCAUCUAUGCCAGCUACUAUACCAAGGAGGUUAUGGUUAUUCUGAUUCGUGAAUUUCAAUCUCCUGAUGAAGAGAUGAAGAAAAUUGUGCUGAAAGUGGUGAAACAAUGUGUAAGUACAGAAGGUGUGGAGGCUGAAUAUAUCAGAAAUGACAUUCUUCCAGAGUUCUUCCGUAAUUUCUGGGUUAGGAGAAUGGCUUUGGAUCGCCGAAACUACAAGCAGCUUGUUGAAACAACUGUAGAAAUUGCAAACAAGGUGGGUGUUGCAGAUAUAGUAGGGAGAGUCGUGGAAGACCUAAAAGAUGAAAGUGAACCAUAUAGAAGAAUGGUCAUGGAGACAAUUGAGAAGGUGGUUGCAAAUCUUGGUGCAUCUGAUAUUGAUGCUCGUUUAGAAGAGCUUCUGAUUGAUGGCAUUCUUUAUGCUUUCCAAGAACAGACCAGUGAUGAUGCCAAUGUAAUGCUCAAUGGAUUUGGUGCUGUUGUGAAUGCCCUUGGACAGAGGGUGAAGCCCUACCUCCCCCAGAUCUGUGGUACAAUAAAGUGGCGUCUGAACAAUAAGAGUGCUAAAGUGAGACAGCAAGCUGCAGAUUUGAUUUCCAGGAUUGCAGUGGUCAUGAAACAGUGUGGAGAAGAACAGUUAAUGGGCCAUCUUGGUGUUGUGUUGUACGAGUACUUGGGAGAAGAAUAUCCUGAGGUUCUGGGGUCAAUUCUGGGUGCUCUCAAGGCAAUUGUGAAUGUUAUUGGUAUGACUAAGAUGACUCCUCCCAUUAAGGAUUUGCUUCCUCGGUUGACCCCUAUUUUGAAGAAUCGUCAUGAGAAGGUCCAGGAGAACUGUAUUGAUCUGGUUGGACGUAUUGCUGACCGUGGGGCUGAGUUUGUACCUGCAAGAGAAUGGAUGAGAAUCUGUUUUGAACUUCUCGAGAUGCUUAAAGCCCAUAAGAAGGGUAUUCGACGAGCAACAGUCAACACAUUUGGCUAUAUUGCUAAAGCUAUUGGGCCCCAGGAUGUCCUUGCAACUUUGUUGAACAAUCUCAAGGUGCAGGAACGUCAGAACCGUGUGUGCACAACUGUGGCAAUUGCAAUUGUUGCGGAAACCUGCUCUCCUUUCACUGUCCUCCCUGCACUAAUGAAUGAAUAUCGGGUCCCAGAGCUUAAUGUUCAGAACGGUGUCCUGAAAUCCCUCUCCUUUCUUUUCGAGUACAUUGGCGAAAUGGGGAAGGACUACAUAUACGCCGUAACUCCCUUGCUCGAAGAUGCUCUAAUGGACCGAGAUCUGGUACACAGGCAAACUGCCGCCUCUGCUGUGAAGCACAUGGCCCUAGGGGUCGCUGGCCUCGGAUGCGAAGAUGCACUGGUCCACCUUAUGAACUACGUCUGGCCAAACAUUUUCGAAACUUCCCCCCAUGUCAUCAACGCUGUCAUGGAGGCCAUCGAAGGUAUGCGAGUCGCACUCGGGGCUGCUGUCAUCCUCAAUUACUGUCUCCAGGGACUGUUCCAUCCUGCCCGCAAAGUCCGAGAAGUUUACUGGAAGAUCUACAAUUCACUAUACAUUGGCGCUCAGGAUGCGCUUGUGGCCGCUUACCCCAUCCUGGAGGACGACGCGAACAAUACAUACAGCAGGCCUGAAUUAUCGAUGUUUGUAUGAGUUUCUUCUUCCACCGCUAUCUAUAUAUCAUGCUUCUUAUGAACAAUUUCUUAUCUCAACUGUAGCUGUAUCUUUGAUAAUUCAUACUCUAUGACCAGUGAAUGUUCACUUUUGAGUAGCAUAUGAUAUGAAAGCACUCUCUAUAUGCCGAUAUUACUGAAUAAUUUUCUGCCUUAAUUUUUUUUCUUCAUUUUUGUGGCGUUAGUUGGAUACGUAUUGCUAUUGUAUCUUAUUGUAUGAAUUAUUACACUAUAUUUCUAUGAUGCUUGUUGGCUUAA